Molecule: messenger RNA, 1214 nt
Organism: Coregonus clupeaformis (lake whitefish)
Lineage: Eukaryota; Metazoa; Chordata; Actinopteri; Salmoniformes; Salmonidae
Product: nerve growth factor-like
Exons: 2
Coding region: 122-1003 (293 amino acids)
Biological process (GO): positive regulation of collateral sprouting; nerve growth factor signaling pathway; regulation of neuron differentiation
Molecular function (GO): nerve growth factor receptor binding; growth factor activity
Source: RefSeq, a predicted model, not a curated record
AGAGAGCUGGUGCAGGGUGGUCCUGAUGGCAGGUGUGAGGGGAGUCUGUAGUGGAGUCUGGCUUUAGAGGGCUUCACAGAGCUAACACUUUACCUGGACACCUUCCACAGGACGUGUGCCCAUGAGGUCGUUGCCGCUGGCGCUCCUGCUGAUUGGCGUCCAGGCUGUACUGAACAUGGGAGGGGCCCUGGGCCCUGUGGCAGCCAACCACAGCGCAGAACACCACACAGCAGCCAAUGGCAGAGCAGAACAGCAGCGGGUGGCCCGCCUCUCAGUGUCACCUCAGCAGGAGCAGCCAGCAGCAGGCAAGGAGACUCAGCAGAGACCCAGCCGGACCAGACAGGCCCACAGGCCAGCCUCUCUACCCCAGGACAGGAGCUCUUCCCUGGGAUUCUCUGAAACAGGCUCCCCCUCUACACCUUCCAUCCCGGAGGUGGACCCCAAACUGUUCAGCAAGCGGCGCUAUCACUCCUCACCGCGCGUCGUCUUCAGCGACGUACCCCCCUCUCACCACGGCCUGGGGGGGGAGACGAGGGAGGAGGAGGAGGAGGGAGAGGAGGAAGUCGGGAGGGUGAUGGGUGGGGGGGUAAGGGUGAGGAGGAGGGCGGGGGGGCAGCCCAUGCACAGGGGAGAAUACUCAGUGUGCGACAGCAUCAACGUGUGGUUGGGCAACCUGACCAAGGCCACGGACAUCAACGGCAACGAGGUGGAGGUUCUACCAGAAAUGAAGAUAGACAACGUCCGGAAGAAACAGUUAUUCUACGAGACCACCUGCCGCGCGGCUGGGGGAGGAGUUAGGGGUGGAGUUAGGGGUGGCAGGGCCAAGGCAGGAGCCAAGGCAGGGUGCCGCGGAAUCGACAGCCGUCACUGGAACUCCUACUGCACCAACACACACACCUACGUGCGCGCGCUCACCAAGUUCAAGGAGCAGACGGCAUGGAGGCUGAUACGCAUCAACGCAGCGUGUGUGUGUGUCCUCAGCCGCAAGUCCUGGAGGCACUGACCUUCAACCCCUGGGACUAUGGACCAUGAACCCUGACCCAUAUACAGUACACACACCAUCAUUGGCCAACACUCGGGGUCGAGUAUGGGUCCGGCUUGUGGGUCACACACACACAAUCUUGAAUCAGCAACUAGAACUUUAUUGCCAAUACAGCUCCGAAUCCCGCCUCCUACACAAACACACACACACACACACACACACACACACACAC